This is a messenger RNA of Paramecium pentaurelia, 1630 nucleotides long. NCBI's taxonomy places the organism in Eukaryota, Ciliophora, Oligohymenophorea, Peniculida, Parameciidae. The record is from the annotation of a GenBank genome assembly.
AUGCUUUAAAUUAGUAAUAUAAAAGAUCGCUUAAAAUGCAAGAUAGAUUUUAGUGAGAAUGAAGAAGAGAAAGGAGAAAUUAUUAGUAUGAGUAGUGUUGAUGAUGCUAUAAGAUUUGAAGAUAGGUAUGAAACACAAGAAUUAUUGGGUAUAUAUUGAAUAUGUAAAAGUUAAGGAUAAGGAGCACAUGCAGUAGUAAAACUAGCUAAAAAAAAGGGAACAAAUGAUUUAUUUGCAGUAAAAAUAAUGAGAAUGAACAAUGAAGAGAUUUACAAUAAUGUGAAAAGAACAUUUAAUAAUUCACGUUGUUUAAGACAUUAGAAUAUAAUAUAAGAAUACGAACUUUAUAUUAAUGAAAAAUAUUACACUGCAAGUUUAGUAAUGGAAUAUUGUUCAUACCCAUCAUUAGAAUAAAUCCUAAAAGAUAGAGUAACUUUAAAAGAGGAUGAGGUAAGAAACAUUAUUAAGUAAUUGCUUAUGGCAGUAUAACACAUACAUAGUAAAGGAAUAAGUCAUAGAGAUAUUAAACCAGAUAACAUUUUAGUAAAUGUAGAAGGUAAUUGUGAAUUGAAAUUACUUGAUUUUGGAGUAUCAAGAAGAUUUCUAUAGAAGAAUCAACAUAAUGAUAUGUUAACUAAGACAGGAAAUAUAUAUUAUUGUGCUCCUGAAAUAUAUCAUUAAAGUAAUUAUUCAAAAGAAAUUGAUUUAUGGAGUAUUGGAGUUAUAAUGUAUUAAUGUAUGACAGGAGAAUUACCUUUAUAGAAUGAAAAUAUUAGUGAUCAUAUUGAUUUAUUAGGUAAACCUGAUUUAUGGAAUUUUAAGAAUCGUAUAAAAUGUGAAUCUUUAAGUGCUCAGAAUUUAAUAUCUCGUUUAUUAUAAUAGGAUCCAAAAAAAAGGAUUGGAUCUCAAGAUGCAUUGAAUCAUCCUUUUAUUGAGAAAAAUAAGAUUUAUACUACUUUAGCAAUGUUAUCAUCAACAAAAAUGAUUGAUGAUGAUGAUGAUAAUAUAUUUUUAAAUAAAUGUCAAUCUCUAUAAACAAGUUUAUCUGUUGAUUAGAAAUAAAGUAUUCAUAGAGCAUUGAAGACUCUUCAUUUAGGUUAAGAAUAUUAAUAAAUUAUUCUUGAAGAUUUGAUGUAAGAACUUGGAAAUAUACAUAUAAUUUAAAAGAGAAAUAGUGAUAAAUGUACUGGAUUCAUUUAAUUGGUCAAUUCACUUGGAAAUAGUUAAGGAGUAACAAUUAGUAAAGUUGUUGAUAUUAAUACUAAUUCAUAAUGUAAUCUUGGUAUUGGUUCUACUUAAAGUAUAGGUAUUAUUUAUAUUCAUAUAAAUAAUAGUAUCAUCUGAUCAUCAAACAUAAGAUUAUUUUUGUGAAUUGGGUAAUAUUUAAUCAAGUGUUGAUUUAGGUAAUUCUAAUAAUGAUACUUAAAUAUAUUAAGACAAUAAAAAAAAUACUUUAGGUUAAUUUAUUAAUUAAAUGGGUGCCAAAAUUGAAUGCAGUAUUGAUAUUAAUUUAAAUAUGGCUGAAAACUAGUAAGAUACUGGAUUAAAUAAUAAAUUUAAUUAAAUUAUAUCUACUCUUGAUGUCUUAGGCAUUAAAGAAUGUGAUGAAACUGUAGAAGAUUAAUAAUGA